AUGCGAACAACGUGGGAGAACGUUGUUGAAUCUACCAAGGGACUUGGUGAUUUUCUACACUUGGAUCAAACGACCUCGUACGACGAGGCCGAAGAACAAUUCAUCAAAACCGAUGCAAUUAACUUCCACCCAUUGGCUCUGAAGCCAUAUAAGGACCCGGAUGAAGCAGCGACGAUGUGA
Penicillium hordei is the source of this 180-nucleotide messenger RNA. RefSeq lists its product as uncharacterized. The transcript is spliced from 2 exons. The record is from RefSeq and is a predicted model, not a curated record. Bases 1 to 180 code for a protein of 59 amino acids. NCBI's taxonomy places the organism in Eukaryota, Fungi, Ascomycota, Eurotiomycetes, Eurotiales, Aspergillaceae.